Penicillium bovifimosum is the source of this 1614-nucleotide messenger RNA. RefSeq names its product Major facilitator superfamily domain general substrate transporter. The coding region runs from base 1 to 1614 and encodes 537 amino acids. Gene Ontology annotation, molecular function: transmembrane transporter activity. The record is from RefSeq and is a predicted model, not a curated record. The transcript is spliced from 7 exons. Gene Ontology annotation, biological process: transmembrane transport. Lineage: Eukaryota; Fungi; Ascomycota; Eurotiomycetes; Eurotiales; Aspergillaceae.
AUGGCAUCUCCAACACCCUCACUCAAGCAGCCAACCGCCAUGGAAAAGCGCGAAGAAUCCCCAUCACUCGAGUCGCAAGACAUCGAGUUCCGAUAUCUCGAGCUCGAAACACCUCUACCAACACCAUGCAUCACUCUACCACCGGGCCCAAACCAAUCGCAACCACCAGAAGCGCCCAGUCUGGAAAAAUACACGUCGCCGUUCCUGUGGCCGAAAUGGCGCAAGUCGAUGAUGACUUAUAUUGCUUGCGCGGUGACGGCGCUGGCCGGUUAUGCGGCUGGUGAGGUUAGUCCUGCUUCGGAGGAGCUGUCUGAACAGUGGGGGAUUAGUCCUGUGGUGUAUAAUUUGAGUAUCACGCUUUUCUGCUGUGGGUUUGCUUUGGCGCCGAUGGUUUUGGCGCCUUUUUCGGAGAUUAAUGGGAGGAGGCCGAUCUUUAUUGCCAGUGGUAUUCUCUUUGUUGCUUCUUUGGUUGGCUGUGGAGGGACGUCGUCCUUUGCUGGAUUACUUGUUGCUCGUUUCUUCCAAGGUGUCGGUGGAUCAACCUUCUCCACAAUGGUCGGCGGCGUGAUCAGCGAUAUCUACCAUGCCCACGAGCGCAACACGCCCAUGGCCCUCUUCUCAGCAUCUGCACUAUUCGGCACUGGUCUGGCACCACUGAUCUCCGGUGUGAUCGUCACGCACACGACAUGGCGCUGGGUGUUCUACUCGCACGCUAUCGUCUCCGCCGCAUUUGUCGCUAUCAUCUACAUCUUCUUCAAAGAGACCCGCGGCAGUGUCCUGCUAAGCCGAAAGGCCGCAAAGCUAAACGAGUACUACGAGCAGCUCGAAGCAGCCGGUCACCACGGCGUCAUCCUCACAAGUGAAGACCAAGAGAAAUAUGUCCGCCGAAUUCGAUGGAAGGUCCAGAGUGACGAGCAACGAGCAUCGAUUCUAACCAUGAUCCAGAUCUCGCUGUAUAGACCAUUCCACAUGCUCCUCACCGAACCAGUCGUCUUCUUCUUCUCCCUCUGGGUCUCCUUCAGCUGGGCCGUCCUCUACCUCCAAUUCAGCUCAAUCCCACUAGUCUUCCGCACAAACCACAACUUCACCAUUGAACAAACAGGCGCCGUCUUCACCGCCAUGUGCGUCGGCGUCGUCCUCAUCACGAUCAUAAGCAUCUACCAAGAACGCAUCGCCAUGCGUUUCGGCAAACACUCCUCCGCCGCCGAGGGCCGCCUCUACUUCGUCUGUGUCGAGUCCGUGCUGCUGCCCAUAGGCCUGUUCUGGUUUGGUUGGACUUCUUUCCCUUCUGUGCCUUGGAUCGUGCCUGCUAUGGCCGUCGGAUGUGCCACUAUGGGUAUCUUUUCUAUUUACCUGGCUACUUUCAAUUACCUCGCGGAUACUUACCAUCGCUAUGCGAGUUCUGCUAUUGCGGCGCAGUCUUGCUGCCGUAAUCUGCUCGGUGGUGUCUUUCCGUUGGUUACCAAUGCCAUGUUCACUAACCUCGGGUACCCUGAAGCGUCGAGUCUGCUGGGUGGACUUGGUGCUGUUUUGACUCUGGUCCCGUGGGUGCUGGCCUUGUAUGGGCCUCAGAUUCGAGCCAGGAGUAAGCUCGCAAGUGAGCUGGCACGAUGA